Molecule: messenger RNA, 5874 nt
Organism: Ornithorhynchus anatinus (platypus)
Lineage: Eukaryota; Metazoa; Chordata; Mammalia; Monotremata; Ornithorhynchidae
Gene: TTBK1
Product: tau tubulin kinase 1
Biological process (GO): signal transduction; peptidyl-serine phosphorylation; peptidyl-tyrosine phosphorylation
Cellular component (GO): cytoplasm; nucleus
Molecular function (GO): protein serine/threonine kinase activity; ATP binding
Source: RefSeq, a predicted model, not a curated record
GAUGGCUCACCCCAGCCGGGCAUUGCGGACACCCCCUCUGGCUGGCAGAUGCAGUGCCUAGCAGCAGCGCUCAGGGACGAGGCCAACAUGAGUGGGGGAGGGGAGCAGGCUGACAUCCUCCCGGCCAACUACGUGGUCAAGGAGCGCUGGAAAGUGCUGAAGAAGAUCGGCGGAGGUGGCUUCGGUGAGAUCUACGAGGCAAUGGACCUGCUGACGAGGGAGAACGUGGCUCUCAAAGUAGAGUCCGCUCAGCAACCCAAGCAGGUGCUAAAGAUGGAGGUGGCCGUGCUAAAGAAGCUACAAGGGAAGGACCAUGUGUGCCGGUUCAUUGGCUGUGGGAGGAACGAGAAGUUUAACUACGUGGUGAUGCAGCUGCAGGGCCGGAAUCUGGCGGACCUGCGCCGUAGCCAGCCCCGGGGCACUUUCACGCUGAGUACCACGCUGCGGCUGGGCAAACAGAUCCUGGAGUCCAUCGAGGCCAUCCACUCCGUGGGUUUUCUGCACCGUGACAUCAAGCCGUCCAACUUCGCCAUGGGCCGCCUGCCCUCCACCUACAGGAAGUGUUACAUGCUGGACUUUGGCUUGGCCCGGCAGUAUACCAACACGACCGGGGAAGUCCGGCCUCCCCGCAACGUGGCUGGGUUUCGUGGGACAGUGCGCUACGCCUCAGUGAACGCACACAAGAACCGGGAGAUGGGCCGGCACGAUGACUUGUGGUCACUCUUCUAUAUGCUGGUGGAGUUCGCUGUGGGGCAGUUGCCAUGGCGCAAAAUCAAGGACAAGGAGCAGGUGGGGAUGAUCAAGGAGAAGUAUGAACACAGGAUGCUGCUGAAGCACAUGCCAUCCGAGUUCCACCUCUUCCUGGACCACAUCGCCAACCUGGACUACUUCACCAAGCCCGACUACCAGCUGAUCAUGUCCGUGUUUGAGAACAGUAUGAAGGAGCGGGGCAUCACAGAGAAUGAAGCUUUCGACUGGGAGAAGGCGGGUUCUGAUAUCUUGCUCUCCACCAGCACGUCCACCCCGCCGCAGCAGAAUACCCGCCAGACAGCCGCCAUGUUUGGGGUGGUGAAUGUGACUCCAGUGCCAGGCGACCUGCUGCGGGAGAACACGGAGGACGUGUUGCAAGGGGAGCACCUAAGCGACCAGGAGAACGCGCCUCCCAUUCUGCCUGGGCGGCCGGUCGAGGGGCUGGGCCCCACCCUCCACCCCUCGGGUCCCGACGCUGAGGUCUGGGAGGAAACCGACGUCAACCGCAACAAGCUCAGGAUCAACAUCAGCAAAACGCAGUGCGUGGUGGAGGAGGAGCCGAGCCGCGGCCUGGGCCCCAGCUCCCCGGUGCGGGCCCCACCAGACUCACCCACCACUCCUGUCCGCUCGCUGCGCUACCGGCGCGUCAACAGCCCCGAGUCGGAGCGCCUGUCCACCGCCGACGGGCGGGCCGACCUGCACGAGAGGAGGUCACGCAUGGACCUGCCGGGCUCCCCGUCCCGCCAGGCCUGCUCCUCCCAGCCGGCCCAGAUGCUGUCCAUCGACACGGGCCAGGCCGACCGGCAGGCCAGCGGGCGCGUGGACGCGUCGGCCUCGGUGGAGCACGAGGCCCUGAGCAACGCCUUCCGCUCGGUGCCCCUCGCCGAGGAGGAGGACUUUGACAGCAAGGAGUGGGUCAUCAUCGACAAGGAGACGGAGCUCAAGGACUUCCACCCCGGAGCCGAGCCCAGCACCUCGGGGACCACCGACGAGGAGCCGGAGGAGCUGCGGCCGCUGGAGGAGGGCGAGGAGCGCAGGCGGCCGCCGGCCGAGGCUGCCGUCCGGCCCAAGGUCCCCGACGGGCGGGGGAGGGUCAUGCAGACCGUGGCCGAGGAGGACGUGGGCCAGCAGCGGCAGGAGGCCCAGGAGUCGGCCCUCCUGGGAGGUCCAGCCCAUUCUCCCCUGCACCCUGUCCACCCCGCACGUCAACGCCGGAGGGAGUCGGACCCCACGGGCCCCCAGAGACAGAUGUUUUCCCUGAAGCCCUUUGAAAUGAAUGGACUCCCCAAGGCAGUGCCUUUAAGUUUGCCUUACCAAGACUUCAAGCGGGACCUGUCAGACUACCGGGAAAGAGCCCGUCUCCUCCAGCGCAUUAAGCGAGUUGAGUUCUCCCAUGUGGUCUUCACAGCCCCCUGCCCUCCCGCUCCUCCCCCGCAGCUGGAGGUCAAUGGCAAGGGUAACAGGGAGGAGGAGGAGGAGGAGGAGGAAGAGGAGGAGGAGGGAGAGGACAAAGAGGAGGAGGAAGAGGAGGAGAAGGAAGAGGAAGAGGAGGAGGAGGAGGAGGAAGAGGAAGAAGAGGAGGACGAGGAGGAGGAGGAAGAGGAGGAAGACGGAGGCCUCCUGGGAGAGAAGCUGGAGCCUCAGAGUGUCUCCAGCAGUGACGUGAGUCAGAAGAGCACAGAGCGCAGCCAGGAAGGGGCCCCGUCCACCUUGCUGGCGGAGGACCACAGAGAGUCCAGGGGCCGGGCGUCCGUAGCUGAGGGGGACCUGGAGCUGGAGGAGGGGUCCAAGACCCUGGUUUUGUUCUCCCCGGGUGACAUGAAGAAGUCUUCCCCAGCGACCCCCGACCUGGCGCCUGACCCUGACCUGGGCACCCUGGCCGCCCUGAGCCCUCAUGGCGAGCGGCCCCAGCCCCUGGGCAGCCAGCUGGAUGUCUCAGAGCCGGGCACGUGGUCCUCGGUGCUCAAAUCCGAGCCAAAGCCCCCCUCGCCCGCGGCCCCGGCCGCCGCCGCCUCCUCGCCCUUCACCAAAGUCGAGCGGACCUUCGUGCACAUUGCCGAGAAAACCCAUCUGAACGUCAUGUCUUCCAACGGGCAGCCGCUGCUGCGGCCCGAGGAGACCGGGCCGGGUGAGGGGCCGGGCCUGGAGGAGGAGGCCGAGCUGGAGGAAGGCCCGCUGCCCUGGGAGAACGUGAGCGCCCUGUCUGGGGUUGAUGGGGCCGAGCUGGAGAGCUGCACCCUGUCCGUCCUCCUGGCGGAUGCCCCCGUGCCCAACGGCCUGCCCCUUCAGCCGCUCGCCGGCCCAGAUGGACAGCCCCCUCCCAAGCUGCAGAUGCUGGAGCCAGAGGAGCAGAGGCCGGACCAGGGUGGGCUGGGCCCGGAGCCCCCGAGGGGCGCCCCCGGCCCCCCACAGCCACCUGGCCGUCGGACACCCCCGGGCCCCCGCUCUCGGAGCCGGAUCCCUGUCCUGCUCUCGGAGGAGGACACCGGCUCUGAUCUGUCCGCCUCCGCCUCCAUGUCUGCCAAAGAGAGGCGGUCCAAGCGGUGCCGGCAGCCCGACCUGGCCCGGCUGAUCAUGGAGAAGAGGCAGAGCCGGCUCCUACGCCUGGCCUCGGGCGCCUCGUCCUCCACCUCGUCUGGGGACGAGUGCCGCCGGCCGUCUGAGACCCUGUCCGCCACAGGCUCAGAGGAGGACACCCACGGCUCGGAUGACACGGGGUCCAGGAGGGGGCCGCGAGGGGCGGCCCCGGAGCCCAGGGAAGACCGAGCGGCCCCGAGCACCAGGAGCCGCAUCCCCCGCCCCGUUGCCCCCAUGGCCGGACCCCUACGGCCGAGCGCCGGGGGGGGAAGCCCACCUUCACGGGGCCCAGGCCUCUCCAAUGGCGGCGCCUCGCCAGAAACACCCAUCCGCAGUAGGCUCCAGCUGCAGAGACCCUCGGGGCCGGCCGCCACUCCCGUCCACCCUGGCUUGCGCGCCAAGCAGCCCCCGAGCCGGCCGCCCUCGUCCUCGAGCCCCGCGCCCCGUGGAGCCGGCCUCAGGCCCUCCGGCCUCUCCGCCCGCCACCUCAGCGCUUCCUCCCGGAGCCAGUCGCUGUGCCGGAGGGAGAGCUUCUCCCCAUCUCAUCCGGCCAGGCCGACCGGUCCCCCUCAGCUGCAGGGGGCCCCUCCGGCCCGGGCCCAGCCUCGGGGGCCUGGGGUUCCCCAGCCCGAGGGUUCCGCCUCUCCUGGGGGCCCCAAGAAAGGACUGAAAGGGAAACUCCAGACUCAGAGCCCAGCAACCAAAGGCAGAGCAGCGGUGGCAGAGGGCAAAGCUGUGGCCAGAUAAUGAUCUUUGGCUUUGGAUCUCCAUCAGGCUGGGGUCCCCUCCCCGUGGCGCCUCGACACCUGAAUAGCCAGCCCCAGCACAACCCCACACGCCAGACCCACUAGCAAGCCGCCAGCUGUCCCCUCCCGCUUUCUCCCCACCCACCGCCACCCACGCCCACCCUGAAGCCUGCCGCUGGCCAGGCAGGGUGGGAGCGUGGUGGCACGGGCCCAGGCUUCUCGCUCCCCCAUCUCCCCCAUCCUACCCCCCGCCCCCUCGUUGGUGCUGAACGCGCGUUCCUUUCUCAGCAAUACCAGGCUCUCCCCUCCACUGCCUAUAGGAAACGGUGGAGGCCGGAGGGGCGGCGGCAGGGGAGGGUCUCUCCGGCUGCUCUGGGCUCCCGUCCACAGGAAGAAGAGAUUGGGGAGCGGCUUUCGCACCUGGGAGUCCCCAGGUGGGAGAGGGCGGGGAAGAGGCACAGCCCUGGCUCCCCCAGGCCCCGGUGAAGAGUUGUGGCCGGGGCUCCCGAGUGGAUCGGGCGUGGGAGGGCUGACCUGAAGAGAGGAAUUUGGAGAGGGAUCGAACCUGAAGGCAGCAGCGGCCAACUUCCAACUGGUCCUCUCCACCCCCAACUCCAUGCCCCCUGCCCGCCUCCUGCCCGCCCCCCACCCACCCCACAGCUCCAUCCUUCUGGCUCUGGCACAGGGGUCUUCCUUCCUCCCUUGGGGACUGCCCUCGGACUCCUAGCUGGCCACCACCCACCGCCUCUGGGAACUGUGCCUGAGGCCUCCUGCCCCCCACUUUCUCUGGGGUGCGGCAGACCAGCUCUUCCCAUCAGUGGGCUGGGGCAUGGGAGUGGGGGACGUUAGACACCUUCCCCGGACCCGUCGGACCCUCGGUGCCUCUCCGAGGCGAGGGAGGGGAGGCCAGGCCAGGCCCAGCUACACCCAGUAGUUCCCCUUUCCUCCUCCUUCCCCCAAGGCAGCAUCGCCGGGCCAGCAGAGGCAGCCAAGGGACGCCGAGCGGCCCCCAGGUACACGGUGGGGGCGGGCUGCGGGGGUGAGUGUUUCGGUGGGGGUGGCUCUGUCCCAUCCCAAGCACCCGGGAGGGGGAAUGGGAGGACAGGAAGGGGUCAGAGGAAAGAGAAGGUCUCCGUCCCGCUCCUUUCAAACUCCGCACGGGACUGGCGGACCAGAAUCCAAGUAUCCCAGGUCUGGUAGGGCUAACCCGAGUUCACCCCCUCCAUUCCCCUACCUCCAGCAGAAUCAAUCAAUCAAUUAUUGAGCUCUUAUUAUAUGCAGAGCACUGUACUCAGCGCUUGGGAGAGUUCAACGCAACAGAGUUGGUAGACACGUCCCCUGCCCACAAGGAGCUUACGGUCUAGAGAAUGACCCUUCUUCCGGCUCAGCCAGUUACCGAAAGACCUCAGCCUCAUUAGUUUGCCCGUCUGAGAAUCUCCCGCCCCGCACAUCUAUCCUCAAUCAGCCCAUUUGCUCUUGUUCUACCCUGCAUGGAGAUGGAAAUCAGCCUGUCCCCUCCUCUGGCUUUGACUCCACAGAGACUGUCAGACUGUUCACUCCUCAGGGCCCCCUUGACCUUCUCUCCCCCAGGACGAACACCAGGACGGGCUCCCUUAGGCACAAAAACCAUGGCCAUUAACCCCCUUCCCGGGGCACCCUAAGGACUGAGGCUGGCACCAGGUGGGGCUGGCAAAGCUAUCCGUGGGGGUCACUGUGUUCCAGGGUCUCCAUCAACCAAUCAAUGAUAUUUAUUGAGUGCUUACUGUGUGCAGAGCCCUGAACUAAGCGAUUGGAAGAGAAG